Molecule: messenger RNA, 256 nt
Organism: Symbiodinium sp. CCMP2456
Lineage: Eukaryota; Dinophyceae; Suessiales; Symbiodiniaceae
Source: the annotation of a GenBank genome assembly
GCAUUUCGGACUCGUUGACGACGAGCUUCCAAGCUGUUCAAGCCUCGACCCCGACGACGAGGACUGGGAUUCAUUAGACACGGCUGAAGGUCCGUCUCAGGAAAGAGACAACAGCCCGUUGUGUGCUGACUCUCCACAAGAUGUGGACAUUGCACCGAUUCCUAUAGCACCUGCCUAUUUCGAAAGGGUCGAUGCGAAGCCAGUCUGUGUCUCAGCUGUUGUUGGCGAGCUGGAUUUGCAGGGCCGCAGGCUGUAG